AUGGAUUUGUGUGAUAAGACGAAACUGCUGCAGGAUUGUCUAGGUGCAUUCAAGGACAACAUGAAGGGGUUCAAUGUGGUGGAGGACAUCAUCAGGAAGGGGUUAAAGGGUGAGGUAUUUGGCCCUGAAACAAUAGGGCACCAGAUCUGUCUUCACUUGAAGAAGAUCAACAGGGAAGCUAAGUUGCUGCAGGCAGCACUUGAUGGGAAGGCUACUCAUCAGGAGAAAAGACAUCUGAUUUACGAUCUGGGGAUCAGGGGUAGAGCCCCCUUGAGUGUUGCUGAUUAUAUCUCCAGGUACGAUGCAGGUGACACUUCUGUGCGUAUUGUAUGGCGCACCCGUGAUGCUACCCCAUGUAUCAAGGUCCGUACCUGGAUGUCAGACAUCCGUGGCAUGGAGGGCACAGGGGAAGCGGUUGUUGAUGAGGAAAUGGGCUUUUAUACCGUUGCUCCGGCAGAGAAUGUCAUAUUCCUGUCUGGUACACGUGAAUGCCCUAAGCUUGAACUCGUUGUCUUCCAUGGCAUUGGGGAAGGCAGCGAGUUGACUGCAGACCUCUAUAAAUGGCUCAAUGCUGUCAUUGACUAUGCAUGCUGGGCCAGACGGGAUGUCCGUCCCUACCAUGAGGGCAAUUUGACUCAGAUUGGCAUGAACCUUGGCCCCCGCCACGCCCGUGUCCUAGGAUGGGCCAAGUCUUUCGUCAAGAAUUUGUCCAACAAAGACAUGAAGAUUCACGAUACUGAUGCUAUUGGUGCUGUUAGCAUCUUUUGGUCUAUUCUGAGUGCAUACGCCCCAACCGAGGUGACUGAUGCAAUGGUGAAGUAUGUUGAGGAAGAGGAAUUGCCUCAUCUUGCUACCCAGAAUGUUGGGCCAGGUACCGGCUUCCGUCUAUGUCUGGGAGAUAAGGACUAUAUGUUUCCUACAUGCUCCCGGGCACCUCCGGAGGCAUAUAUUUCCUGUGGGUAUUCUGCUCCAGUGCACCGAGACGCUUCAUAUUGCCCUUGGGCUGCGUCUUGGAUUGUCAACCGCAAUGUUGACAAUGUUGAUGACUCUGCCGACAAAUCUGCAGGCAGCAGUUUUGUCGAUGUUGGCUUGCGGGUUGCAGUACGUGCUGCAUCUGCCAGUCUUGUCAUCUGGAAUCCCAACAACGCACAUGGAACUACACGGUCGUACGGUGCAGAAAACUCUGGGAUCGCCAUUACUUUUUCUUCCAAGGUUUGCGAUGUCUAUCGUACACUCACUUCCAUGGGUAAGGUACCUUUUCUCAGUGGUACCUGUUACGGUGGAGAUGAAAUCCUAGGUCUUGUCGAGAGUGGGAGUGGGGCAGGGGCAACUGAAACUGAUGAAUAG
This is a messenger RNA of Pleurotus ostreatus (oyster mushroom), 1347 nucleotides long. RefSeq lists its product as uncharacterized. The coding region runs from base 1 to 1347 and encodes 448 amino acids. The transcript has 8 exons. The record is from RefSeq and is a predicted model, not a curated record. Lineage: Eukaryota; Fungi; Basidiomycota; Agaricomycetes; Agaricales; Pleurotaceae.